GGCGCAAAUGCACUUGCGUACGGAGCAGUGCUUGACAUGUUGCAGCGGAAAAACAACAUCAACAUCAGCAUCAUCAUCCCGGGCCCAUCCCUUGUACACAAUGCAAUGAGUCUCCUUAUAAGAUGGAGCGCUUCACGCCCACUUACAGCAACCCAAAGAGCUGUCCAGCUCUCCGGCAACCCGUUCCUCUACGGCCAAGCGCGUAACGGGUCUCUUUCUGCGAUACAUCGCGGUAUUCACCGUUCCGACAAACCACGCAACGACCGUACCGACCGCAACUCCAGAUCUUCCUCCAGGCCACGAUUCACAGAGUCUCGAGGUGGCGGCAGAUCGAGAGAUGCAGCCAAAUCUAAGCCCGAUGCCUUCAGCGAUCGAUUCUCCAGUGCUAUCGGUAACCGUCGAGAUGGCCCACGAGACCGCGAACAGCGCCAUUUCAAGCCCAAGAAGGCCUUCCAGAAGAUGCAAGAGAGAAUGAAAGAGCAGGAAGAAGAGGGAGGCAGGAAAUCCCGGAGCAAGCGGUUCAAUAACCCCGAGUUCUCCUUCGGCAAGAAGAGCUUGGUCUACCAACUCAACCGUGGCGAGUUAAAGGACAAGGUUGGCAGGCUGCUGGAGAAGAAUAGCCCAACAGAAGUGGAGGAGUCAUCGAGGUCACCAGCACAGCGUGAAAUUCAAAACGACUGGUUCAAAGGCCGUCAAGAGGAUCGUCAAGACGGCCGCCAGCGCGAGCGAUUCCAGGAUCGCCGUCCAGAACGUCAACCCGAACGAUUCCAGGAUCGCCGCCCGGAUCGGCAACGCGACCAGUUUUCAGACCGCCGUCCGGAUCGCCGGGAUGCUCAGUCAGAACGGAGGUCAGGCUUCACGCCAGGCUUUGCGCGAGAGCGCAUGAACUCCAUGCGAGAGGGUGCCCGCAGAGAACUCGAGGGCGCCCCUCCUCGGCGAUUUGGGUCAAGGCAGCCGGACCAUGAGGCAUCCUCCGAUCCGUCAGAAUUCCGUGGCUUGGUACAGUUCACCACAGCUGCGUCGCAGUUCCUCUUCGGUCGCUCGGUCGUCAAGGCAGCGCUGAAGAACUCGCAACGCAAACUCUACCAUCUCUACCUCUACCAGGGAAGUAACAAGAAGGAAAGCAUGGACGAUAAGUGGAUCUUGUCCAUGGCGGAGAAGAAGAAGGUCAAGAUCACUAAGCUGUAUGAAAACGACCAACAGCUGCUCGAUAAAAUGAGCAAGGGACGCCCACACAAUGGCAUCGUGAUGGAGACAUCCCCGCUACCCCAGUUGCCGAUCACAGGCCUCGGCGCAGAACACAGCGAGCCUCAGGGCUACCCCGUAUCCAUAGCACGCCAGUCCAUGGAAGACGUCGCGAUCAACGGAACCGAGGGGUUCAUUCCUUACAGGCCCGGUACGGCCCGGCCGCUUGUGCUCCUUCUGACCGAGAUUCUGGACCCCGGCAAUCUCGGUGCCAUUCUUCGGACAGCCCGGUUCCUCGGUGUUUCGGCGGUUGCUAUUACGAAGAGGACAUCAUCAUCGAUCACGUCUACUGUUUUGAAGGCGUCUGCGGGCGCUUCUGAGGAGUUGCAGCUGUUUUCUGUGGAGGAUCCGGGAGCUUUCCUUCACGCUAGCGCAGCCGCUGGAUGGACCUCAUAUGCCGCUGUCGCACCGACAGCUGGCUUGCGUAGAGACAACCGCCAGUGGACACCGGAAAGUAUUGAGGAGACGAAGCCUCUCCUUUCGCAACCUUCCAUUCUCGUUCUUGGCAACGAGGGCACUGGUCUCCCGUAUGAUAUCAGGAAAAAGGCCACUCAUGAGAUCACGAUCCCACGGAUGGCAAUGUCGAGCUCGGUGGACAGCUUGAACGUCAGCGUAGCCACAGCCUUGCUCUGCAACUCGUUCCUGAGAGGCACUGCAGAGCCUAGCAGUCUUACGGAAAGGCUGCAGAAGGAAGCUCACAAGGCAGAUGCCGGCGAAAGUAUGUUUUAGAGCGUUCUCUCUUGUGGGAAAGAUGUGUAACACCAUAUGAUCAUGUAACAUAUUGUACAAAUACCUGUAAAAGUACGGAGUACAUUUAGAGUACCUGACAAGACACGUAAGCGAUUUCGGUGAUGCAAAGCCAGGCCUCUUCUCUGUAUAAUAGACAUUCGUUACGAAGGUAACUACCUUACCAACAGAGGCUCUGAUGCGAGCUUGCAUAUGCCGUGCUGUCUUGGAGUUCUCGCAAGCAUAAGAUCGGCCUGAC
Molecule: messenger RNA, 2230 nt
Organism: Colletotrichum godetiae
Lineage: Eukaryota; Fungi; Ascomycota; Sordariomycetes; Glomerellales; Glomerellaceae
Product: SpoU rRNA methylase
Exons: 1
Coding region: 37-1974 (645 amino acids)
Biological process (GO): rRNA methylation
Cellular component (GO): mitochondrion
Molecular function (GO): rRNA (guanine) methyltransferase activity; RNA binding
Source: RefSeq, a predicted model, not a curated record